UGUUGUUUAUUUUCAUUUGGAUCUUCACCCUGCUUCACCAAAAAUGCUUGCAAACUAACUGAAGUAUUGAAUUUCAGAGAGAGAAGUACAUUUUAUGAGUCAAAGUUCAAUUCAUAAGUGUUCUUAUUGGUCUCUGCCAUCAACUUUGGAUUGACUGCCAGUGCAAUAUGGCACAUCUUAAAGAAUUACUGAGGAAAUGUUCUCAAACUAAUUCGAAAAAAGAAACAAAAACAGAAGAGGAGCUCUUUUCUAAAUUUUACAAAGAAUGGAAGACAACCUCUGGUCCAGUUGAUUCGUCGUAUAGCACAAUUCCCAGAUUUUACUUUAAGCUUCCCAGUGAGGAUGAAGUCCUUCCUCAAAAACUACGGGAGGAGGCUCGUGCAAUGUUUCUUCAAAGAAGAAGCCGUCAGUUGUUAGAUAACAAUGAACUUAAGGCCCUUUGGGUUCUCCUUGACAAAAAUCAUAGUCCACCGCAUGCUGCUGACAAGCAGCUUAUAAAUUAUGAUGACUUUCUCAAAGUGGCAGCAGAGGCUGGACCUAAAUGCAAAAGCUAUCUUACACCUAGUGUUUUUGCUAAACUCCAAUUGAAAGAAUCUCAUGGCAGAAUCAGUAUUAUGGCUCUCUUUAAUUAUGUCAUGCGAAAAGUGUGGUUACACCAAACAAGAAUUGGUUUGUCACUAUAUGAUGUGACUGGACAAGGAUAUUUGCGAGAAUCAGACCUUGAAAAUUACAUAUUAGAGUUGAUUCCAACUUUACCUCAGCUUGAUGGCUUAGAAAAAUCAUUCCACAGUUUUUAUGUAUGCACGGCAGUGAGAAAAUUUUUAUUCUUCCUUGAUCCUUUACAUACAGGAAGAGUUCGCAUUCAAGACAUACUUGCCUGCAGUUUUCUUGAUGAUUUAUUGGAGUUGCGAGAUGAAGAUUUGCCAAAGGACCUCCAGGAAGCCAAUUGGUUUUCUGCUCCCUCUGCAUUAAGAGUCUAUGGACAAUAUCUUAACUUGGACCGUGAUCACAAUGGAAUGUUAAAUAAAGAAGAGUUGGCAGGCUAUGGAACAGGAACUUUGACAACUGUUUUCCUAGAACGUGUAUUUCAGGAAUGUUUAACAUAUGACGGUGAAAUGGACUACAAGACGUAUUUAGAUUUUGUUCUAGCACUUGAAAACCGCCAUGAGCCCCAAUCCUUACAUUACCUAUUCAGGAUAUUGGAUAUAAACAAUCAGGGGUAUCUUGACACGUUCUGCUUGAAUUUCUUCUUUCGGGCAAUACAAGAACAAAUGUCAGUACAUGGUCAGGAGCCUGUUAACUUUGAAGAUGUCAAAGAUGAAAUAUUUGACAUGGUUAAGCCACAGGACCCCACGAAAAUAACUCUCCAAGAUCUUCUAAACUGUGGCCAGGGGGACACAAUGGUUAGCAUUUUAAUUGACUUAAAUGGAUUUUGGACUUAUGAAAACAGAGAAGCAAUGGCAGCUGACACUACAGACUCAACAGAUGAAGCUGCUGAAGUCUGAAAAUUAAUAAAUGUAAACAAAAAUUUCAUUCCAUCAUGAUAUUUUGACUGAUAACUCUGUGA
Molecule: messenger RNA, 1567 nt
Organism: Frankliniella occidentalis (western flower thrips)
Lineage: Eukaryota; Metazoa; Arthropoda; Insecta; Thysanoptera; Thripidae
Product: serine/threonine-protein phosphatase 2A regulatory subunit B'' subunit gamma-like
Exons: 10
Coding region: 168-1505 (445 amino acids)
Biological process (GO): B cell homeostasis; positive regulation of B cell differentiation; cortical cytoskeleton organization
Cellular component (GO): spindle; centrosome
Source: RefSeq, a predicted model, not a curated record